ACUACAAAAACUAAGACUGAAUGAAUGACAGGCCUGACUAUAAAUCAGAAAGAGAACUGAGAGAUUGUCUGACCAUCCCCUUUAGGUUGAGGAACUUUGCUUGAUGGUUUCUCAUGGGCUCACAGUUGUGACACUAUUUCCUGGUUUGCUUAUCUGCUUUAUAAACCAAAUCCCUUUUUGUCUUGUGGCUUUCUUCAAAAUUGUUCAUCCACACUUCUCUUGAUCUUCUCUUUCUACACAGCACAACAUCAUGGGAAACUUUGCUGCAAAUGAAGGACUGUCCAUUUUUGUUAUUCUGGUAUGGCUCGGCAUCAAUGUGUUUCUCUUUGUGAAUUCUUACAUGGCAUUUUUGGUUGAUAGAUACUACUAUACUAGAGUCAUCCUUGGGCAUGCUCUCUCAUGGGCCAGAGCUCCAGCUGCAUGUCUGAAUUUUAACUGCCUGUUGAUCUUGCUGCCCGUCUGCAGAAACCUGCUCUCGUUCCUACGCGGAUCCAUACAGUACUGUAGCCGCACUGCAGCCCGUCAGCUAGACAGAAACCUCACUUUCCACAAACUAGUGGCCUACAUGAUUGCCCUCCACACAGCCAUCCACAUCAUAGCUCACUUGUUCAACUUUGAGAGAUUCAUGGAUUCCCAGAUUAUGAUCAACAGCAGUCACCUGCCUUAUGUGCUUUCUCAGAUUGGCAACAAUGACAACAGAUCCUACCUCAACCCUAUCAGAACCAAUGAGACGAACCCAACCAUAGUGAUGUUUACUACUAUAGCAGGACUGACGGGGGUGGUCAUCACCCUCGCCCUCAUCCUCAUCAUCACUUCCUCCAUGGAGGUCAUCAGAAGGUCAUAUUUCGAGGUCUUCUGGUUCACCCAUCAUCUGUUCAUCGUCUUUUUCAUUGGUUUGGUGGCUCACGGAAUUGGGCGUAUCGUGCGAGGCCAGACUGUGGAAAGUGUAAAGGUUCAUGACCCAGUUGAAUGUCACAGCAAGUUCGAGACCUGGGGUCAAAAUGGCACCGACUGCCCAGAACCUAUCUUUGCUGGGAAUCCCCCGAUGACAUGGAAGUGGGUGGUUUGCCCAAUGUUUCUAUAUGUAUGUGAGAGACUGGUGCGUUUCUAUCGCUCACAGCAGAAAGUGGUUAUCACCAAGGUAGUGAUGCACCCAUCCAAGACCCUUGAGCUGCAGAUGAAGAAGAAGGGCUUUAAGAUGGAGGUCGGUCAGUAUGUUUUCAUGCAGUGCCCGUCCAUCUCUCAGCUAGAGUGGCAUCCCUUUACCUUGACCUCUGCCCCGGAGGAAGACCACCUUAGUGUGCAUAUCCGAAUUGUAGGGGAUUGGACACAAGCCCUUUAUACAGCCUGUGGAGGUGACAAAACUGUGGUGCUGGAUGCUUGGACACUACCAAAGAUGGCUGUGGAUGGACCGUUUGGGACGGCCAGUGAGGAUGUCUUUCGUUAUGAAGUUGUGAUGCUUGUGGGUGCCGGUAUUGGUGUGACACCUUUCGCUUCCGUUCUAAAGUCUGUGUGGUACAAACACGUCCAGGAGAACAAAAACGUUUUCACCAAAAAGAUCUAUUUCUACUGGCUCUGCCCGGAGACGCAGGCUUUCGAAUGGUUUGCAGACCUGCUGCAGAGUUUGGAAAGGCAGAUGAAUGAAAAAGAAUUGAGGGAUUUCCUCAGUUACAACAUCUAUCUAACGCGCUGGAAAGAUGCUGAGGCGGCCCAUCUUAGAGUUCAAUAUGAGGCAGAGGACGAUCCCAUCACCGGCCUUAAGCAGAAGACUCGGUAUGGUAAACCCAACUGGGACAAUGAGUUCAGUGCCAUCGCUACCCAACACCCAGGUUCAAAAGUAGGCGUUUUUCUGUGUGGUCCUACGGCUUUGGCCACAGCUCUGGGGAAACAGUGUAUGUCACACACUGAAUCUGGAACUGAGUUUAUAUUCAACAAAGAAAACUUCUGAUGUGCUUCACAAAGUGUGCCAAAUCAUAUGUAUCAGAACCCAUGGAUGCUGAUAAACACAUUUUAAAUCAAUGUAAAUGCUGGAAAAAUUACGUCUUAAAGGGGACAUAUGAUGUUG
This is a messenger RNA of Sinocyclocheilus grahami, 2065 nucleotides long. It is a transcript of the gene cybb, whose product is annotated as cytochrome b-245, beta polypeptide (chronic granulomatous disease). Gene Ontology annotation, biological process: defense response; superoxide anion generation. The transcript is spliced from 13 exons. Gene Ontology annotation, molecular function: superoxide-generating NAD(P)H oxidase activity. The record is from RefSeq and is a predicted model, not a curated record. Lineage: Eukaryota; Metazoa; Chordata; Actinopteri; Cypriniformes; Cyprinidae. The coding region runs from base 251 to 1948 and encodes 565 amino acids. Gene Ontology annotation, cellular component: plasma membrane; NADPH oxidase complex.